This is a messenger RNA of Pteronotus mesoamericanus, 2563 nucleotides long. RefSeq names its product charged multivesicular body protein 1B (gene CHMP1B). The record is from RefSeq and is a predicted model, not a curated record. Gene Ontology annotation, biological process: endosome transport via multivesicular body sorting pathway; late endosome to vacuole transport; protein transport. The coding region runs from base 112 to 711 and encodes 199 amino acids. Lineage: Eukaryota; Metazoa; Chordata; Mammalia; Chiroptera; Mormoopidae. Gene Ontology annotation, cellular component: multivesicular body; ESCRT III complex. The transcript has a single exon.
AACAGGAAGUAGGACCAAAACAAAGGAGCGGCAACCCCGGCGGACCUCCUAUCUGCCUUUCUGCAGCGCACGUCUCCGCCCUGGCCGCCCACCCCGAGGAGCCAUCCGACUAUGUCCAAUAUGGAGAAACACCUGUUCAACCUAAAGUUUGCGGCCAAAGAACUGAGCAGAAGUGCCAAAAAAUGCGACAAGGAGGAAAAGGCCGAAAAGGCCAAAAUUAAAAAGGCCAUUCAGAAGGGCAACAUGGAAGUUGCGAGGAUACAUGCGGAAAAUGCCAUCCGCCAGAAAAACCAGGCGGUGAAUUUCUUGAGAAUGAGUGCCCGGGUCGAUGCGGUCGCUGCCAGAGUCCAAACGGCGGUGACGAUGGGCAAAGUGACCAAGUCAAUGGCCGGAGUGGUUAAGUCGAUGGAUGCGACUUUGAAAACCAUGAAUCUGGAGAAGAUCUCUGCCUUAAUGGACAAAUUCGAGCACCAGUUUGAGACGCUGGACGUCCAGUCGCAGCAAAUGGAAGACACAAUGAGCAGCACCACGACGCUUACCACUCCCCAAAACCAAGUGGAUAUGCUGCUCCAGGAAAUGGCAGACGAGGCCGGCCUAGACCUCAACAUGGAGCUGCCGCAGGGGCAGACCGGCUCCGUGGGCACAAGCGUGGCAUCGGCGGAGCAGGAUGAGCUAUCCCAGAGACUGGCCCGCCUGCGAGACCAAGUGUGAUGACAGAAUCCACUCUGAGGUUCCCUGCCUGUAGCCACCUUGUGAAAUGCUCUGUGUAUAUUAGGGAGAUUAUACACUAAAAACUUUGAAUAUGCCAGAAUGCUGAAAUGCUCUUAAGAUGCUUCAACCUUUGGGUUUACAGUGCUCUUAGAUACAUUAAGAAAUUCCAGGCUUUCUCCACCCUUAACUGGAUUUUAAAAUUCUGUAUAGCUUGUGAUGAUGUGUAUUUUUAUAGCUGCCUUUUAACAAGACUAGUUAAUUUGGUGUAUAUGACUCUCAAAAAUUUGAUCAAAUCUCUAGGUCCCGUAUGUUCAGUUUUCUGCCCGCAUUAUCAAAAUUGAAGGGUGUCUUUAAUUUAGUGUAAUUGAAAAUAUAUAAAAUUGGCAUGUGAUGGGUAAAAAUUAAAGAAGGAAAUGAUUGCUUUGAUUACAGGGCUAUCAAUACCUCAUUCAACUUACAUAAUGUACAGUGCUAUUUCUGUGUAUACGUGUUUUCUGCCAUCAAAAUGGGACUACAGUUGACUAUUAAUCUGUUUUCAUAACUUGUAUUAAAAAUAUCUUAGGACUUUCUUACAUAAUACCCUCUUACUGUUUACGUUCAAUAAUUUUUGUGUGUGUGGUAAUUUUAUAACAAAAAAAAUAUGCCACAUCCAUUUGAAAGAAAAAGUUCAUUUAUGUUUUUUAUUUGCUAAAGUUUUUUUAAGAUUUACAAGGUUUAACAUAUGGUAUUUCUUUCAAAUGAAUUUCUCUAACAUUUCUGGUCAUUUUCCUAUUUCAUCACUUUAAUUAGACUUCUUAUAAAAUAUGUUGAUUGGCAUGGCCAUCACAUUACUCACUCUAACAUUGCCAAAGAACUGUUGAUUGGUUUGAGAAAACUCUGGGACUGUGUGUUUGUAGGUUUUCUUUUGAAUUUAACAACCAAAAAUAGAAAUAAAAUUAGAACAGCAUUUAACAUUCUAGUUAUUUGCAUUUAUUAUGUUCUUAAAACAACUCAUUAAAAACCUUGGAGAUAUAAGUUGGAAUGUUUUACUUAGCCAUGCAGGCAGCUGGAAGUCAGGGAAGAAGGAAAGAUGCAGGGCUAGGGAGCAUGUUUGACCCUAGGAGCCUAGCUGUGCUGCCUUCCACCCUUCAGGAAUGGCAGAGUGUAUUUAUGACUGAAAAGUAAAGCCUGUAGCCAAAGCUUCCUCGUAGCCUCAAAACACGAAAAACAGCUGUUUGCUUUUGUGUUGGCAGGUAUGUUAAUCUAAGUUAAUUACUUGUGAGUAUUUUAAAUUCCCCUUUUCCUUGCUGGAGGAUUUCUCCAUAAGAGAAUUCCAGUGUUCCAGCAAGUAAUUAUAUGGACUCUUCCAGGCCCUUUGAAAGAUUCACCAUUAUAACAUGUUUUUCAGUGUGAAUGAGUAUGUUAGGGUGUGGAAACGUGCAGAUGAGAACUCACCCUCAUAUUUAAGUAUCUAUCUCACUGGUGGUUGUUCUAAAGUCUUGUGUAAGGGACACUUAUCCAUUGUCUGCCCCACAUCUUUCUAGAACUUCCUCCUUUUGGUGCCUCUCAUCCACGUGACUGCACAGAAGCUGCUGUGUGAGUACAGCAAGACUGGAAAAAAUAAUUGAAACUUUGAAAAUAGCUUAGUGUUGAAUCCUUUCAUAAAUUGAACACCCUUUUAUAAUACAAAUACACCCAACAAUAUUAAUAUAUUUUGUGAGAUUAAAUAAUGCUUGAAUAAGCUUGAACUUUCUUAAAAUAUGUUCAUUUCAAACUAUAUAAAUGUACGUUUUUAGGAACCAUAUUAUUUCAAAAGCAUAUUAGACCCAUGAAAUAUUUCAUUUUUACAGUUGAUGAAAUGCUGAAAUGUAAA